AUGAAGUCUGCCGGUGACAGCGAGGACGUGCGCAUGGAGCACAAGAUACAACUCAACCGGAACGGGGACGAUACAACCCAAACCAUCAAACUAUACAAGCGGCGAUGGUUCAUCGUGUUGCUAUUCAGCUCGUACUCUCUCUGCAACUCGUUCCAAUGGAUCCAGUACGGAAUUAUCAACAACAUUUUCAUGAAGUUCUACGGGGUAGAGUCUUUCACCAUAGACUGGAUGUCAAUGAUAUACAUGCUGACUUACAUCCCCUUCAUAUUCCCAGUCACCUGGCUACUGGAUAAGAAGGGUCUCCGUGUUAUUGCGCUGGUGGCUACAGCCAUGAAUUGCGCGGGGACUUGGAUCAAAGUGACCAGCGUGAGACCCGACCUGUUCGCGGUCACCAUGCUCGGACAGUUCUGCUGUUCCCUUGCGCAGGUGUUUAUCCUCGGGAUGCCGUCGAAGAUCGCCUCGGUGUGGUUCGGAUCGGAGGAGGUGUCCACCGCUUGCUCCAUCGGGGUCUUUGGAAACCAGGUAUGUUAUGUAGUAUAAGGUCCAAUAAGUUAAAAAGUAAUUGCAGAUGUAGCUAUUUGAUUAUGUAUUCAGUCAUUUUGAACUAUCUUAAUGAUUAGUCACUUAUCGGAAUGUUCCAGAUUACUCCACCAAUGUGUCCAUUUGACGCAGUUGGGCAUUGCGCAGUUACGCAAGAAUCAAGCCACCGCCGGCCUAUAUUGGCCAGUUGGUCAUCUCUCAUCCUUCGCCCUCAAAGGUGAAAGGUCAAUGUCAUCACCUAUUAAUUUGUCACACUGACGAGACUGGGAGAACAGUGUACAGAGUCAUCUAGCCACACGUUCAAGCCACCAUGAAAAAUCUCUUAUUUUUCGGGCCUGAAAGGUGAACGUCACAGUUACAGAUUCAACUGACCAACUGACCUGGCUUGAGAGAUCAAUGUAUAGGGUCACCUGACCAUAGCGUAAUCACAGGACAUAAAGCCCUCAGGGCACCAUAACCAUCUCCAUGGAAAACGGUCAAACUUUCCAUUUACUCCCUCGAGACCCAUGACCAUUUGCCAAGUAAGGUUCCCAUGUUGUUGAGGUUUUAAGUUUGGAUGUCAUGCUUCCUUCGUCAUUCUGUGCUGCGUUUGAGAUCCGUAGGUGCUGACUAGGGGGUUUCUCAUAGCUCUUUAUAAAUAAUAAUAAUAAUAUGCCAUUUAGCAGACGCUUUUAUCCAAAGCGACUUACAGUCGUGCGUGCAUACAUUUUUGUGUAUGGGUGGUCCCGGGGAUCGAACCCACUACCUUGGCGUUACAAGCGCCGUGCUCUACCAGCUGAGCUACAGAGGACCACACCGUUUAUAACUCACGUGCGGGUACACUCACAGUGGCACUGGAGUGAGAAUCACCAGCUGUGUGAGGAAGAUAAUACGUUUCUCAGAGGACCUGUCAAAAACAAACAAACAUAGGCCUUAGAGACAAUGCAUAGGCCUAACCUCUGACGUUCUUGUGACAGGGAAGUUGACAUUUCAGCGUAACACUUUCAAAGGAUAUGCAUAUGAUGAAUCUACAGUAGGCCUAUUUACAUGUUUAAUAAAAAAACGUAUAACCUGACAUUAUUGCAAUGUUACAUGGUCGGGAAGUUGAUGUUUCAUAUUUCAGCCUAUAUAUAGGCCCCAUAUACAAUCUAUAGGCUAAUUGACAUCAUUUGAGUCAAUUGAAUGUGUACCUGUGGAUGUAUUUCAAGGCCUACCUUCAAACUCAGUGGCUCUUUGCUUGACAUCAUUGGAAAAUCAAAAGAAAUCAGCCAACACCUCAGAAUUUUUUUUUUAGACCUCCACAAGUGUGGUUCUGCCUUGGGAGCAAUUCCCAAACGCCUGAAGGUACCACGAUCAUCUGUACAAACAAUAGUACUCAAGGAUAAACACCAUGGGACCACGCAGCCGUCAUACCGCUCAGGAAGGAGACUCGUUCUGUCUCCUAGAGAUGAACAUACUUUGUUACGAAAAGUGCAAAUCAAUCCCAGAACAACAGCAAAUGACCUUGUGAUGAUGCUGGAGGAAACAGGUACAAAAGUAUCUAUAUCCACAGUAAAACAAGUCCUAUAUCGACAUAACCUGAAAGGCCGCUCAGCAAGGAAGAAGCCACUGCUCCAAAACCCGCCAUAAAAAAGCCAGACUACGGUUUACACCUGCACAUGGGGACAAAGAUCGUACUUUUUGGAGAAAUGUGCUCUGGUCUGAUGAAACAAAAAUAGAACUGUUUGGCCAUAAUGACCAUCGUUAUGUUUGGAGGAAAAAGGGGGCUGCUUGCAAGCCGAAGAACACCAUCCCAACCGUGAUGCACGGGGUGGCAGCAUCAUGCUGUGGGGGUGAUUUGCUGCAGGAGGGACUGGUGCACUUCACAAAAUAGAUGGCAUCAUGAGGAAGGAAAAUUAUGUGGAUAUAUUAAAGCAACAUAUCAAUACAUCAGUCAGGAAGUUCAUGAGGUAGUCACCUGGAAUGCAUUUCAAUUAACAGGUGUGCCUUGUUAAGAGUUAAUUUGUGGAAUUUCUUUCCUGAGCCAAUCAGUUGUGUUGUGACAAGGUAGACUGAAGAUAGCCCUAUUUAGUAAAAGACCAAGUCCAUAUUAUGGCAAGAACAGCUAAAAUAAGCAAAGAGAAACGACAGUCCAUCAUUACUUUAAGACGUGAAGUUCAGUCAAUACGGAACAUUUCAAGAACUUUGAACGUUUCUUCAAGUGCAGUCGCAAAAACCAUCAAGCGCUAUGAUGAAACUGGCUCUCAUGAGGACCGCCACAGGAAAGGAAGACCCAGAGUUACCUCUGCUGCAGAGGAUAAAUUCAUUAGAGUUAACGGCACCUCAGAUUGCAGCCCAAAUAAAUGUUCAAGUAACAGACACAUCUCAACAUCAACUGUUCAGAGGAGACUGUGUGAAUCAGUCCUUCACGGUCAAAUUGCUGCAAACCACAAUUUCUACAAUGUAGAAAAUUAGUAAAAAAUAAAGUAAAAACCUGGAAUGAGUAGGUGUGUCAACUUUUGACUGGUACUGUGUGUGUAUAUAUAUAUAUAUAUAUGCUACACAAUCUGAGUAACCCAGAUGAGUCUACAGUACCUAUUCACAGUCGUGUCUCUCGUCUAAGGAAGUGUUCAAAUCGAUGAAGGCUAAGUUAUUCAGCUAAUAUGGAAUUAUGUUAGGCAAAUGGGGUGAAUCACUGGACAGGGACAUCGGCUAUGUCUAACUGAGUUGUUGCACAUUAACAGAGUUGUCUUUAAUUCAUCACAUGCUGAUUUUGAAACAGACUCAUUGAGAUGGGAGUUAUUUCACCUUUUGACCUCUAGCUGGUUUUCAUGGACUCUUUGCGCCUUCACAUCAGAUGUUAUCUUCACAAAUAUUGUAUUGUUUUUCUGUCUUUUGUUAUUCCUAGUUAGGUGAACUCUUUCAGUUUCAGGCCCGCAAAUGAACUUUGACCCUGGUAAUUAAAGAAUGAGCUGACACAGGUCUCUCUUUUUCUUUCAAGUUAUCUCGUUGUCACCGUGCACCUGCAACAGGUAACCUCAGAUGUGCAAGUUCUUUCCCUAUUUUUAAAAUAAAGAAGUUUACACAUCUAUGAAGGCUAAGUUAUUCAGCCGAUAUGGAAAUGUGUUAGCCAAAUGGGAUGAAUCACUGAGGCCUAACUGAGUAGUUUCAUAUUAACAGAGUUGUCUUAAUUUACCCUAGGAGACUUUAAUGGGUGACUAACUAGCAAAAAAACCUAAAAGGAGCACUCCGUUUCUGCAUAGAUCUGAUAGGGGAGACCGGGGUUGGUUGUCACACAUUUGACUAAUUAGUGUAUUUCUCAGCACCAGUAUGUCUUACAAUACUAUUUUCAACGUCAGGAGAAAGACUCAGGUCUUGGGUUGAAAUGGGGACACUUUUAUCCUCAUAUCUCGUUCCAACGUGGAGUUAUAAGCCAUCAAACACACUCUGUCCACUUGAGACAACCAGCUCCAUCCCAGGUUUGGUUGUCACGCAGUAUGGAGUUGGUUGUCUGUGUUUGCCAUUUUGUUUUUCAGCAACAAUUGAACCAAUUUAAAAAGCUGUAGAAAAAGUAAAGCUUUUAUUUAUUGAACAGUAUUUCUAUCUAACAUAAUAAAAACACAGUUGAAAAUUUGCUUUGAUAUUGUAGUUCUCACUCAAAUUCGUCAUAUCAAUGCUUAAUAAAACAAACAGUAACCAUCUGAUUAUAUAUGGAUGAAAAUUAAACAUUUUGAUAAAGAGAAAGUAUAGCUGUAAACAAUUUUGGUUAACUAACGUUUUUGUUGUUGAAUACAUUGAUUGCUUUUUCAAACGUGUGUGUGUGUGUGUGUGUGUGUGUGUGAGAGAAUGUUGCUUACUCAGUCGUUGUCACAUGACCCAGUUUUGGCCAGCAAGUCCGGACUGAACCAAUCGUAGAGGUUUCACAAGUUUGGACCACACAGCGGAGUACAGGAAUGUAGAGUGGAUUCAGUAAAGAAAAGUACAGUAUAAUGUAUUGGAUCCUACUGUACUCCACUGAAUGCAACUGUACUGUAUUCUACUUUGCUCUACUGUACUCUGCUGAAUUAAACUGUACUGGACUGUGCUGUAUUAAACUGUACUGUACUCUGCUGUAUUAAACUGUACUGGACUGUGCUGUAUUAAACUGUACUGGACUGUGCUGUAUUAAACUGUACUGGACCGUGCUGUAUUAAACUGUACUGGACUGUGCUGUAUUAAACUGUACUGGACCGUGCUGUAUUAAACUGUACUGGACCGUGCUGUAUUAAACUGUACUGGACUGUGCUGUAUUAAACUGUACUGGACCGUGCUGUAUUAAACUGUACUGGACCGUGCUGUAUUAAACUGUACUGGACUGUGCUGUAUUAAACUGUACUGGACCGUGCUGUAUUAAACUGUACUGGACUGUGCUGUAUUAAACUGUACUGGACUGUGCUGUAUUAAACUGUACUGUACUGUGCUGUCCAAAAAAGUAUUCUAGGCAUCUUUUCAACUUACUUUAGCUUACUGGGUACAUUGUUACAAUGGGGAUGAUUGUCAGAUUGUGACAACCAUCCCCAACCACCCCCUCCAAUGCUAAUGCUAGUUAGCAUUAGUUGGUAAUAUGCUAGUUACCACAUGGCUUAACCUACAGUGCUCUCUACUAAUAUUGGCACCCUUGGUAAAAAAAUAAAUAAAAUAAAAUAAGAGAAAAACAUCUUUAUUGUUCAUCCUCUUGGUCUUUCAUUCAAAAUAUUCACAAAAAUAUAACCAUUAAUUAAAGUAAAAUAAUUGAAAGAAAAAUAAAUUCUUAUCAUAAAACACAUUUUUUCCUUCUCAGAUAUACAGUAGGUGUGCCAGAAUUAUUGGCACCUCUUCAUUCAAUACUUUGUGCAACCUCCCUUUGCCAAGAUAACAGCUCUGAGUCUUCUCCUAUAAUGCAUAAUGAGGUUGGAGAACACAUGGCAAGGGAUCUGAGACCAUUCCUCCGUACAGAAUCUCUCCAGAUCCUUCAGAUUCCGAGGUCCACGCUUGUGGACUCUCCUCUUCAGCUCAUCCCACAGGUUUUUUUUAUGGGGUUUAGGUCAGGGGACUGGGAUUGCCAUGGCAAAACCUUGAUUCUCUGGUCAGUGAACCAUUUUUGUGUUGAUUUUGAGGUGUGCUUUGGAUCAUUGUCCUGCUGGAAGAUCCAACCACGGCCCAGUUUAAGCUUCCUAGUGGAGGCAGUCAGGUUUCGAUUUAAUAUCUGCUGGUACUUGAUGGAGUCCAUGAUACCAUGUAUCCUAACGAGUUUUCCAGGGCCUUUGGAAGAAAAACAGCCCCACAACAUCAAAGAUCCACCACUGUACUUCACAGUGGGGAUGAGAUACUUUUCAGCAUGUCUGUCGUUCUGUCUACGCCAAACCCACCUCUGGUGUUAGUUUCCAAAAAGCUAUAUUUUGGUCUCAUCUGACCAUAGAACCCGGCCCCAUUGAAAGUUCCAGUAACGUUUGGCAAACUGUAGGAGCUUGAGUUUGUUGUUUGAUGACAGCAAAGGCUUUUUUUAUGGCAACCCUCCCAAACAACUUGUGGUUUUAUAGGUGGCGUCUGAUCGUAGUUUUGGAAACUUUCUGACCCCAAGCCCCAACUAACGUCUGCAAUUCUCCAGAUGUGAUCCUUGGAGAUUUUUUGGCCACUCGAACCAUCCUCCUCACGGGGUCAAUAUAGACACACGUCCUCUUCCAGGCCGAUUGUUAACAUCUCCAGUUGCUUUAAACUUCUUCAUUAUUGCCCUGAUAGUGGAAAUGGGCAUUUUCAACCAUUGAGCUAUUUUCUUAUAGCCAUUUCCUGAUUUGUGUAGCUCAACAACCUUUUGUCGCACAUCAUUACUGUGUUCUCGGAUCUUUCCCAUAGCGAUGGAUGACUAUGGGAACUUGGCCUGUGUGUCACCUCAUAUUUAUACCCCAGUGAAACACGAAGUCAUGGCUUACCACUUAAGUGUUACUAAUCACUCAGGUGACCUUAAAAACGUAAAAUAUGAAUGGGAAUAUACUUCAGUUAGAUUUUACCCAUAAUAAUUUCUAGGGGUGCCAAUAAUUGUGGUACAUGUUUUGGAGAAAAAUGUUAUUAAAUUUUUUUCACAUUAACUUUUUUCAAUCAUUUUACUUCAAUUAAAGGUUAGAUUUUUGUGAAUAUUUUGAAUGAAAGACCAAGAGGAUAAAACAAUAAAGACAUUUUUUUCACAGCCCAUUUUUCUCAUAUUGACCAAGGGUGCCAAUAUUAGUGGAGGGCACUGUAGAAACUCAAAUAGGCUUGAAAUUAAGCUCUCCCUUUCCUCUUUUCAAUAAAAGUAAUUGUUUAUGGAUACUCCCAUCACACAUCUACUUAUUAAAUAAAUAGAAAGCAUAUGAAUAUUUACUUUUACCCAUGAGAAAUUCAAAUAUUCCUCUCACCUCAAUGUUUUGUGAUCCUGGCCUGAAUUGACCACAUUGAUGACCUCCUUUACAGGACACACUUUUUUUUUUGUAUAUUAUAAUUUUUUAUCUUGAUAUUAUCAUCAUUUUUCAUUGGUAGCACUGGUGCUCCCAACUUUAAAAAGUUAGGAGCGCCACAUGAAGUUCAGGAGCACCAGAAAAUAAGAUUUGUUUUAUUGAUGGAGAUAGUCUAAAUGAAUUCUAGCUACUUUUGAAGCACGUUGUGCCCUAAAAAUCUAAUAUGUAAUGCUGUAAAUAUGUUGACCAAAAAUAUGAACGCAACAAUUUCGAAGAUUUUACUGAGUUACAGUUCAUGAAAGGAAAUCAGUCAAUUUAAAUAAAUAAAUUAGGCCCUAAUCUAUGGAUUUCACAUGACUGGGCAGGGGUGCAGCCAUGGGUGGGCCUGGGAGGGCAUAGGCCCACCUACUUCCAGGCCCACCUACUGGGGAGUCAGGCCCACCCAUUUGGGAGCCAGGCCCACCCACUGGGGAGCUAGGCCCAGCCAAUCAGAAUGAGUUUUUCAGACUGAAAUACUCCUCAGUUUCAUCAGCUGUCCGGGUGGCUGGUCUCAGUCGAUCCCGCAGGUGAAGAAGCCGGAUGUGGAGGUCCUGGGCUGGCGUGGUUACAUGUGGUCUGCGGUUGUGAGGCCGGUUUGAGGUACUGCCAAAUUCUCUGAAAUGACAUUGGCGGCAGCUUAUGGUAGAGAAGUGAACAAUAAGUUAUCUGGCAACCGCUCUGGUGGACAUUCCUGCAGUCAGCAUGCCAAUUGCACACUCCCUCAACUUGAGACAUCUGUGGCAGUGUGUUGUGUGACAAAACUGCACAUUUUAGAGUGGCCUUUUUAUUGUCAGCUAAAAUCAAUUCAAAUCGCAUGCUUGGUAAACAACAGGUGUAGACGAACAGUGAGAUGCUUCCUUACGGCCAUUUCCCAACAACGCAGAAAGAAAGAACAUGGAGAAGUAAUAGAUAAAUAACACACAAUAAAAGUAAUAACUGGGUUCCAAAUCAAAGUAUGCGAAACGGAGCACGGAGGGCACUUCUCGAAUACGUACUCCGUUUGUACAUAUUUUGAAGCAUGCAUCGAUGAAAGCUUCAAAGAAAUAUAAUGCAACCACGUAAAAAAGUACGCAACAUUUCUUGAAAUCAAUGGCGUCCAUUAUUUGAGCUGAAGCGAGAGAAAAUACACUCCGACUUCGGAAUGACAUGUUGCCUGUUCACAUCUCAUAUGUUGCCCUGACUACAAUAUUUCAUCUUGAUAUGUUAAUAAAUACACAAUGUGUUAAUUUUGGCAUGUUUACCUGCCUACGUACUGUAGAUCACAAGCCCAUAGUAAGUCAAUAGGGCUAACUGGCUAGCUGCUAGUACUGUUAGCUAGCCAGAUAGCAACAAAGAAUAGUUAGCUAGCUACCCAUUGACAUCUAUCUUGCAUAAUAUUAGUUUUAGGUCAUUUUUGCCUGUUAAACUAUCCGGUUAGCUACAUUAUUACGAUUCACAUAUAGCUAGCUGAUAGUUAUGAAGUAAAACGGUUGCUUUGUGUAUAUCUUGUUUAGUCUAAUGCCAUUGUUGUCCUGGGUGGAAGACGGUUCAGUGAAUGGGUAAGUCACUAGGGCUAACUGGCUAACUAGCUAGCAGCUAGCUAGCCACAAAGAAUUGGUAGAUGGCCACAAUUUAUUUUACAUCUACCUUGCAUAAUAUUAGUUUUAGGUCAUUUUUGCCUGUUUUAACUAGCUGGCUAGCUAGAUUAUUACGAUUCACAUCUAGCUGAUAGUUGUGAAGUAAAACAUUUUGCUUUGUGUAUAUCUAGUUUCGUCUGUUGUUGCCGUUGUCCCGGCUGGAAGAAGGUUCAGUGAAUGGGGAGGUGAAGCCUGACGUAAUACAGUAAGGGGGAGUGCGAGUGCUUCUCAAAUGUAUUGUUUUAUGCAUUCUCCACACUCUCGUCCUCCACAAGAACGUACUCAAGAGAACGUGGUCAGGGGGAAUGCACUCGGAGCAUGAGAGUGUGGAGCACAGUAGUAGGCAUAUUGAGAAACACCCAAUGAGUAACGAUAACUUGGCUAUAUACACGAGGUACCAGUACUGAGUCCAUGUGCAGGGGUACGAGGUAAUUGAGGUAGAUACAGUAUGUACAUAUACACUACCAGUCAAAGGUUUGGACACACCUCCUCAUUCCAGGGUUUUUCUUUAUUUUUACUAUUUUUUUACAUUGUAGAAUAAUAGUGAAGACAUCAAAACUAUGAAAAAACACAUAUGGAAUCAUGUAGUAACCAAAAAAGUGUUAAACAAAUCAAAAUAUAUUUUGUAUUUGAGAUUCUUCAAAUAGCCACACUUUGCCUUGAUGACAGCUUUGCACACUCUUGGCAUUCUCUCAACCAGCUUCAUGAGGUAGUCACCUGGAAUGCGUUUCAAUUAACAGGUGUGCCUUCUCAAAAGUUAAUUUGUGGAAUUUAAUUCCGUCUUAAUGCGUUUGAGCCAAUCAGUUGUGUUGUGACAAGGUAGGAGGGGUAUACAGACGAUAGCCCUAUUUGGUAAAAGACCCAUAUUAUGUCAAGAACAGCUCAAAUAAGCAAAGAGAAACGACAGUCCAUCAUUACUUUAAGACAUGAAGGUCAGUCAAUAGUUUCUUAAAGUGCAGUCGCAAAAACCAUCAAGCGCUAUGAUGAAACUGGCUCUCAUGAGGACCGCCACAGGAAUGUAAGACCGAGUUACCUCUACUGCAGAGGAUACGUUCAUUAGAGUUACCAGCCUCAGAAAUUGCAGCCCAAAAAAAUGCUUCACGGAGUUCAAGUAACAGACACAUCUCAACAUCAACUGUUCAGAGGGGAAUGUGUGAAUCAGGCCUUCAUGGUCGAAUUGCUGCAAGGAAACCACUACUGAAGGACACCAAUAAUAAGAAGAGACUUGCUUGGGCCAAGAAACACGAGCAAUGGACAUUAGACCGGUGGAUAUUUGUCCUUUGUUCUGGGGGGGAACCAACUCCAUAUUAAUCCCCAUGAUUUUGGAAUGAGAUGUUCGACGAGCAGGUAUCCACAUACUUUUGGUCACGUAGAGUAUCUAUGGUUACAUCACUUUGUGGUUUUCAAAAACAAGACGUCACUUCUGGACCUUUUUGAAGGGAUGGACCAACAUGCACUAUCACGUUUGAGCCAGGUUCAGGUUAUAACUAGUGUAGUGCUACUUUAACUACAGUGAAUGAAAGCCCUCUGUCUGCAACAGCCACCCCCUAUUGGCUGUCUCCAACAUGCAUCUCCAUUAUACAGAAGGGUGGUCGUUGUGUCUUUGUGUGUGUGUGUGUGUGUGUGUGUGUGUGUGUGUUUUUAAGUGUUAUAUUCAGCUGUUUUUAAAGCUGUACUGUCUUGUGUUCUCUUCCAGCUGGGUAUAGCCAUCGGGUUCCUGGUACCUCCCAUCCUGGUGCCUAACGUUGAGGACAUGGAUCUGCUGGCCUAUAACAUCAGUACAAUGUUCUACAUCACAGCAGGAGUUGCUACACUGCUCUUCAUACUGGUCGUCAUAGGUAACUAUUAUAUACUACAUAAAACACGAUUUAUCCUCUAGUUUAUAUACAGUGAUAGACAUGGAUCUAGUUUAUAUAUACAGUGAUAGACAUGGAUCUGCUGCAUGGAUCUAGUUUAUAUACAGUGAUAGACAUGGAUCUAGUUUAUAUUUAGUGAUAGACAUGGAUCUAGUUUAUAUACAGUGAUAGACAUGGAUCUAGUUUAUAUAUAGUGAUAGACAUGGAUCUAGUUUAUAUACAGUGAUAGACAUGGAUCUGCUGCAUGGAUCUACACUCAGUUCCUGUUGGCCCUAUUCCAAUGAUGCACUGCAGAUUAUCAACAGACCUCUCCCUGAAUUAAGGGCAAGAUCAGGAACCUUAAUCUGAACAUGUAGACACUGAUCUGGUUCUGGAGAUGAUGAAUAUGAAAAGUGACUUGUGUUCCCAGUGCAGCUACUUGAACUAACAGAGACCUGGUAACCUGGUGCAGCACAGUGAUACUACUUAACCACUGUAACUAGGCCUGGGAAUUGCCAGGGACCUCGCAAAUACGAUAUUAUUGCGACUCUCACGAUUCUAUAUGUGUUGAGAUUCGCUACUGCUAUUUUAUUGCGAUUUUGAUGUUCCAAACAUACUGCUCACUACAUGUCUGCUGCAGAGGGACGAGAGAGCGUGAGAAAAUGAGUUUUGAUCAGUAAUUGAAGUAAGUGCUGAAAACGUGUCUCAUUAUUUUAAAAAGAUACCAGGAGUUUUGGCGCAGGUACAGCCGACUAGCGCUAGCUAACGCUACCUAGCAAAACAUUUAAUAAAUCAAAUAUAUUUUUUACUAAUCGAUACUUGGUAUCUAAGUAUCUAUAUAAUAUCGUCCAAAAUAAUAUUGCGAUAUGUACAGUGCCUUGGGAAAGUAUUCAAAAGUCUUGACUUUUUCCUCAUUUUGUUGGGUUACAGCCUUAUUCUAAAAUUGAUUAAAUCGUUUUUUCCCCCUCAAUCUACACACAAUACUCCAUAAUGACAAAGCAAAAACUGGUUUUUAGAAAAUUUUGCUAAUUUAUUAAAAAUAAAAAACUUAAAUAUUUCAUUUACAUAAGUAUUCAGACCCUUUACUCAGUACUUUGUUGAAGCACCUUUUGGCAGCGAUUACAGCCUCAAGUCUUCUUGGGUAUGACGCUACAAGCUUGGCACACCUGUAUUUGGGGAGUUCCUCCCAUUCUUCUCUGCAGAUCCUCUCAUGCUCUGUCAGGUGGGAUGGGGAGCGUCGCUGCACAGCUAUUUUCAGGUCUCUGCAGAGCUGUUUGAUCGGGUUCAAUUUCGGGCUCUGGCUGGGCCACUCAAGGUCAUUCAGAGACUUCUCCUGAAGCUACUCCUGCGUUGUCUUGGCUGUGUGCUUAGGGUCGUUGUCCUGUUGGAAGGUGAAUCUUUGCCCCAGUCUGAGGUCCUAACCUGCUCCAGAGCGCUUUUCACCAAGGCUGCACUCCGUUCAUCUUUGCCUCGAUCCUGACUAGUCUCCCAGUCCCUGGCGCUGAAACCUGGAUGGUGCCAGGUUUCCUCCAGACGUGAUGCUUGGCAUUCAGGCCAAAGAGUUCAAUCUUGGUUUCAUCAGACCAGAGAAUCUUGUUUCUCAUGGUCUUUAGGUGCCCUUUGGCAAACUCCAAGCGGGCUGUCAUGUGCUUUUACUGAGGAGUGGCUUCCAUCUGGCCACUCUACCAUAAAGGCCUGAUUGGGGGAGUGCUGCAGAGAUGGUUGUCUUUCUGGAAAGUUCUCCCAUCUCCACAGAGGAACUCUAGGGCUCUGUCAGAAGGACCAUCGGGUCCUUGGUCACCUCCCUGACCGUGGCCUUUCUCGCCCUGAUUGCUCAGUUCUGGCCGGGCGGCCAGCUAUAGGAAGAGUCUUGGUGGUUCCAAACUUCUUCCAUUUAAGAAUGAUGGAGGCCACUGUUCUUGGGGACCUUCAAUGCUGCAGACAUUUUUUGGUACCCUUCCCCAGAUCUGUGCCUCGACACAAUCCUGUCUCGGAGCUCUACGGACAAUUCCUUCAACCUCAUGGCUUGGUUUUUGCUCUGACAUGCACUGUCAACUGUGGGACCUUAUAUAGACAGGUGUGUGCCUUUCCAAAUCAUGUCCAAUCACUUGAAUUUACCACAGGUGGACUCCAAUCAAGUUGUAGAAACAUCUCAAGGAUGAUCAAUGGAAACAGGAUGCACCUGAGCUCAAGUUCGAGUCUCAUAGCAAAGGGUCUGAAUACUUAUGUAAAUAAGGUAUUUAUUUAUUUAUUUUAUUUUUAUCAAAUUUGCAAAACUUUCAAAAAACCUGUUUAUGCUUUGUUAUUAUGGGGUAUUAUGUGUAGAUUGCUGAGGAUUUUUAUUUAUUUAAUCCAUUUUAGAAUAAGGCUGUGAUGUAACAAAAUGUGGAAAAGUCAAGGGGUCUGAAUACUUUCCGAAUGCACUUUAACAGUCAUUGAAUUUUUUUUAUUUUGAGUUUUUUUCCCAUCCCUAACCAUAACCACUCUAACCUACAUACAGGUCGCACUAUGAGCUAUUCAGCCUACUCAUUCUAAUGUUUAUUUUCAGAUGACCUGAUUUCACUCAAUAGCUGGUACUGUCUUUGUCCCAAAUUACACCUCCUAUAGAGUGCACUAAGUGCCUGUGGGCCCUGGUCAAAAGUAGUGCACUAUAUAAAGGAUAGGGGUGCCGAUUGGGAUGCAGAAACUGUCUUGCUGGUGAAGUGCUACAUAAAGGAACUGGAAAGAUGAUAAAGGAGGAUGUAGCCUACAGGUAGGCUUAGUGGAGAUGCUGUAUUGGGCUAAAAGGCAGAGGGUUAAUGCAGUCUGAGUAAGGCUCUUGUCUUCUUUUGCUCCAUCUAGUGAAUUCAUAUUAACUGGUCACUCGAGUCUCUCUGUUUGGUCACUAGAGGCCAUGUUUGUCUGGGCCAUCUGGGGGGGGCCUGAGUCAUGCCCCGCAAAACAAAGUGUGUGUGCCAGGUGGAGAAUGUUGUGCAACAGCGGAGACGGUUGUCUAGAUGGGAAUGUUGCCGGAAUGUUGUGCAACAGCGGAGACGGUUGUCUAGAUGGGAAUGUUGUGCAACAGCGGAGACGGUUGUCUAGAUGGGAAUGUUGCCGGAAUGUUGUGCAACAGCGGAGACGGUUGUCUAGAUGGGAAUGUUGCCGGAAUGUUGUGCAACAGCGGAGACGGUUGUCUAGAUCGGAAUGUUGUGCAACAGCGGAGAGAGUUGUCUAGAUGGGAAUGUUGCCAGAAUGUUGUGCAACAGCGGAGACGGUUGUCUAGAUGGGAAUGUUGUGCAACAGCGGAGACGGUUGUCUAGAUGGGAAUGUUGUGCAACAGCAGAGACGGUUGUCUAGAUGGGAAUGUUGCCAGAAUGUUGUGCAACAGCGGAGACGGUUGUCUAGAUGGGAAUGUUGUGCAACAGCGGAAACCGUUGUCUAGAUGGGAAUGUUGUGCAACAGCGGAGACGGUUGUCUAGAUGGGAAUGUUGCCAUUUUUGGUGCUGUGUCUCUCAAAGGAUGAAGGAGGACAUAAGUUGAUGACAGGCACGUUUUAAGGUGUUUUUAUAUGUAUCUGUGUGAAUCUGGAAGAGUACAACAAUGAGUUUAAGAUGUGAAUAUUAGCCUGAAUGUGGCAUUUGCCUUGCCAGGGUUUUCAGUAGAUUGACUCAUAGGACUUUACAUGCAUACUAGCUGAGUACUAAGGUAUAUCUAGAACAGCUUCAUUACACUCCAACGAGCACUUAGUUUCAAUGUCUUGUAAGUAAGUAAGUAGGUAAGUAGCCUUGUACAAGCCAGAAUGGCCCAUUGGGCCCUAUCUCCUGUUUCUGUAGAGUGUACAAGUACACUCCCUGGACGCUAGUCCAUCGCAGGGCCUUGAGUCUGUGGUUGAUGUCUUGAGUCUGAGUGUAGCUGGGGGGGGUGCCUGUUCAGUGAGGACAAUUUUAGUUGACAGUACUUGGCAAAGAGUACACUCCUGCUGGUUGAGACACCCCAGGGAAGACCCAGAGAUAAGAACAGAGACAUCUGCACACAAAGAUAUCUGUAGCAGCUCUCUGCCCCCUGACUCCAGUCAGACCUCCUGCUCUCUCGGGAGAAAGUCAGCUCGAAGCACGUCAUGUAACAGUCAGGAUUCCACAGUUGACGUUUACUUUUUUUUUACUUUUUUGUUAUUGUGACCGUCUUUUAAUCCUAUAAGCAUUAUUUUUUUGGGGGUCAGCUAGCUAAAAGCCUGUUGACUGGAAUGGUGAGCUGUACUUGUUUGACCGCUCUCCUACAAGUUCUGAAAGCACCAAUUACAAGACUGAGGCAAAACAUGUUAAACCACCUUACAAUAUUUGUGUGUUCAGACAAUAGCCUUUGGGCCUAUAUGAAUCUCCUCUAUAAAUGGCUGAAGGCCAGUUCUUAGGUUUCGGUUUAUCUGCAAGAGUACAAUGAUGUGUUGAGGAUGCAAAUGAUGCAACAUGUUUUCCAGGCCUUGCCAGGGUUUCCAGUACAUUGACUCAUACAGUACUGUGUAUGUAUACUAGUUGAGUACAAAGCCAUUUCUAAGACUGCUUCAUUCCACUCCAACAAGCCAUUUAGUUUCAAUGUCUUGUAAGGGAAGCGAGUAGCCUUGUCCAAGUCAGAACAGCCCAUAGGAACCCAUCUCCUGUUUCUGUAGCUUGCUGGUUAAGAACACUGCCUAGACAGGACACUAGUCUAUCACAGGGCCUUUCAAUGUCUUGGGUUUGUGGUUAGGGUCUUGGGUCUGAGGUUAGGGUCUGUGGUUAGGGUCUGUGGUUAGGGUCUUGGGCCUGUGGUUAGGGUCUUGGGCCUGUGGUAAGGGUCUUGGGACUGAGGUUAGGGUAUGUGGUUAGGGUCUUGGGACUGUGGUUAGGGUCUUGGGUCUGUGGUUAGGGGUCUUGGGUCUGUGGUUAGGGGUCUUGGGACUGUGGUUAGGGUCUGUGGUUAGGGUCUUGGGCCUGUGGUUAGGGUCUUGGGACUGUGGUUAGGGUCUUGGGUUUGUGGUUAGGGUCUUGGGACUGUGGUUAGGGUCUGUGGUUAGGGUCUUGGGCCUGUGGUUAGGGUCUUGGGUCUGUGGUUAGGGUCUUGGGUCUGUGGUUACGGUCUGUGGUUAGGGUCUUGGGUCUGUGGUUAGGGUCUGUGGUUAGGGUCUUGGGUCUGUGGUUAGGGUCUUGGGUCUGUGGUUAGGGUCUUGGGUCUGUGGUUAGGGUCUUGGGUCUGUGGUUAGGGUAUUGGGUCUGUGGUUAGGGUCUUGGGUCUGUGGUUAGGGUCUUGGGACUGUGGUUAGGGUCUGUGGAUAGGGUCUUGGGUCUGUGGAUAGGGUCUUGGGCCUGUGGUAAGGGUCUUGGGCCUGUGGUUAGGGUCUUGGGCCUGUGGAUAGGGUCUUGGGUCUGUGGUUAGGGUCUUGGGCCUGUGGUUAGGGUCUUGGGCCUGUGGUAAGGGUCUUGGGACUGUGGUUAGGGUCUGUGGAUAGGGUCUUGGGUCUGUGGUUAGGGUCUUGGGCCUGUGGUUAGGGUCUUGGGUCUGUGGUUAGGGUCUUGGGUCUGUGGUUAGGGUCUUGGGCCUGUGGUUAGGGUCUUGGGCCUGUGGUUAGGGUCUUGGGCCUGUGGAUAGGGUCUUGGGUCUGUGGUUAGGGUCUUGGGUCUGUGGAUAGGGUCUUGGGACUGUGGUUAGGGUCUGUGGAUAGGGUCUUGGGUCUGUGGAUAGGGUCUUGGGCCUGUGGUAAGGGUCUUGGAUCUGUGGUUAGGGCCUGUGGUUAGGGUCUUGGGCCUGUGGUUAGGGUCUUGGGCCUGUGGAUAGGGUCUUGGAUCUGUGGUUAGGGUCUUGGGUCUGUGGAUAGGGUCUUGGGCCUGUGGUAAGGGUCUUGGAUCUGUGGUUAGGGCCUGUGGUUAGGGUCUUGGGCCUGUGGUUAGGGUCUUGGGCCUGUGGAUAGGGUCUUGGAUCUGUGGUUAGGGUCUUGGGUCUGUGGUUAGGGUCUUGGGUCUGUGGUUAGGGUCUUGGGCCUGUAGUAAGGGUCUUGGGCCUGUGGUAAGGGUCUUGGGGUCUGUGGUUAGGGUCUUGGGUCUGUGGUUAGGUCUUGGGUCUGUGGUAGGUUUUGCCGUGUUAGGGUCUUGUGGGCUGUUGGUUAGGGUCUUGGCUCGGGUAGGGUCUUGGUCUGUGGAUAGGUCUACCUGUGUUAGGCUCUGUGGAUAGGUCAUGGGUCUGUGCAUAGGGUCUUGGGUUGUGGGUUCAGUCUUGACUGUGGUAGGGUCUAGUGAGCUGUGGUAGGGCCUGGCCUGUGGUAAGGGUCUGGGUCUGUGGUAGGCGUCUGUCUGUGUACUAGUGGUACAUUGCGCCCUGCUGGUUAGGGUCUUGGGCCCCGUGGUAGGCUAGUGACUGAGGUUCACACACGUAUGGUCUUAAGCAGCCAGGAUGUGCAUAAAUGAUGUCCCUGUGGUUGAGACACCCGGGAGUGACUAGCUCACUGAUGUCACCUCUGGUUGAUAGACACCCCAGGGAGGACUAGCUCACUGAUGUCCCCCUGGUUGAGAACCCCAGGGAGGGCUAGCUCACUGAUAUCCCUUCUGUAGCUCAGUUGGUAGAGCAUGGCGCUUGCAACGCCAGGGUUGUGGGUUCGUUUCCCACGGGGGGCCAGUAUGAAAAAUGUAUGCACUCACUAACUGUAAGUCGCUCUGGAUAAGAGCGUCUGCUGAAUGACUAAAAUGUAAAUGUAAAAUAUCCCCUGCUGGUUGAGACACCCCAGGGAGGACUAGCUCACUGAUGUCCCCUUCUGGUUGAGACACCCCAGGGAGCGCUCCGGCCUUUGUUGAGACACCCCAGGGAGGACUAGCUCACUGAUGUCCCCUCUGUUGAGACACCCAGGGACUAGUCACUGAUGUCCCCUUCUGGUUGAGACACCCCAGGGAGGACUAGCUCACUGAUGUCCCCUUCUGGUUGAGACACCCCAGGGAGGACUAGCUCACUGAUGUCCCCUUCUGGUUGAGACACCCCAGGGAGGACUAGCUCACUGAUGUCCCCUUCUGGUUGAGACACCCAGGAGGACUAGCUCACUGAUGUCCCCUUCUGGUUGAGACACCCCAGGGAGGACUAGCUCACUGAUGUCCCCUUCUGGUUGAGACACCCCAGGGAGGACUAGCUCACUGAUGUCCCCUUCUGGUUGAGACACCCCAGGGAGGACUAGCUCACUGAUGUCCCCUUCUGGUUGAGACACCCCAGGGAGGACUAGCUCACUGAUGUCCCUUCUGGUUGAGACACCCCAGGGAGGACUAGCUCACUGAUGUCCCCUUCUGGUUGAGACACCCCAGGGAGGACUAGCUCACUGAUGUCCCCUUCUGGUUGAGACACCCCAGGGAGGCACUAGCUCACUAUGUCCCCUGCUGGUUGAGACACCCCAGGGAGGACUAGCUCACUAAUGUCCCCUUCUGGUUGAGACACCCCAGGGAGCACUAGCUCCGAGAUAAGAACCACAAAGACAUCUGCAGCAUUUCUCCCCCCCCACCCCCCAGACUCCUUGCUGAAAGCCUGCUAUCUCAAGAGAAAGUCAGCUUGAAGCACGUCAUGUCACAGUCAGGCAGGAUACCACAGUUGACAUUCCUUUGGGUCGGAGACUAGGGCCUGACCGAAAUGUCACCCUAUUCACUGCUUUGGCCCAUGGGCUCAUGGGUAAAAGAGGUGCCAUUCCGGACACAGCAGUUUCUUUGUUCCUGUUGUUCUGUGUCUUUUAGUCCUUGAAAGCCACGAUGAACGUCCUUGAGGCAGGCACACUAUAGAAAGAGCCCUUAGUGACGGUCUUUGUAGACUUUGUAUCUUAAUAGUUAAAAGCCUAAAAAGCCUGUGGACAGGAGUGGUGAACUGUACUUGUUUGACCUACAGUGUAUUCAGAAAGUAUUCAUACCCCUUGACUUAUUCCACAUUUUGUUGUUACAGACUGAAUUCAAAAUGGAUUAAAUAUAUAUAUUUUUUCCCCACACCCAUUUACACACAAUACUCCAUAAUAACAAAGUGAUAACAUGUUUUUAGAAAUGUUAGCAAAUUUAUUGAAAAUAAAAUACUGAAGUAUCUAAUUUACAUAAGUAUUCACACCCCUGAGUCAAUACAUGUCAGAGCUAUAAUCACUGCCAAAGGUGAUUCUAAGAGCUUUUCACACCUGGAUUGUACAGUAUUUGCCAAUUAUUUUCUAAAUUAUUAAAGCUCUGUCAAAUUGGUUGUUGAUCAUUUCUAGACAAACAUUUUCAAGUCUUGCCAUAGAUUUCCAAGCCGAUUUAAGUCGAAACUGUAACUCGGCCACUCAGGAACAUUCACUGUCUUCUUGGUAAGCAACUCCAGUGUAGAUUUGGCUAUGUGUUGUAGGUUAUUGUCCUGCUGAAAGGUGAAUUAAUCUCCCAGUGUCUGUUGGAAAGCAGACUGAACCAGGUUUUCCAACUAGGAUUUUGCCUGUGCUUAGCUCCAUUCUGUUUAUUUUUUUAUCCUGAAAAACUCUCUAGUCCUUAACAAUUACAAGCACACCCAUAACAAGAUGCAGCCAACACUAUGCUUGAAAAUAUGGAGAGUGGUACUCAGUAAUGUGUUGUAUUGGAUUUGCCCCAAACAUAACACUUUGUAUUCAGGACAAAAAGUGAAUUGCUUUGCAGUAUUACUUUAGUGCCUUGUUGCAAACAGGAUGCAUGUUUUGGAAUAUUUUUUAUUCAGUACAGGCUUCCUUCUUUUCACUCUGUCAAUUAGGUUAGUAUUGUGGAGUAACUACAAUGUUGUUGAUCCAUCCUCAGUUUUCUCCAAUCACAGCCAUGGCCUCAUAGUUCCACUUUGACAUUAUGGGGUAUUGUGUGUAGGCCAGUGACAAAAUCUAAAUGUAAUCCAUUUUAAAUUCAGGCUGUAACACAACAAAAUGUGGAAAAAGGCAAGGGGUGUGAAUACAUUCUGAAUGCAUUGUAUCUCCUAUGGGAGCAGUGGCGAUUUUAGGAUGUACUGUAUAUCUUGGUGGGGGCGAACGCAACAUUAUUAUUUUUUUUAGAUGCAUGCCAGCAAAACCACAACACAACGCUAAACAAUACAUUAAUUGCACUAUAAUGGUGACAAAUGGUGCCCUACAAACGGUUAGGGCCUACAUAAAGCUGUCCCGACAGCGGAGCUUUCUUUUCAGCACCAUGGAGUGACUGAAUACUUUUCACCGCUACACCUGGCUACCGGCGGAGCCUCGUCUGGCAGCGAAACUGUUCAUUCAGCCUCAUUUACUGCCUUAAAAAAAAAACAUACAUAACUGAUAUGGCUGACAUACUAAAUAAAUAUGGUUUCUGCUGACUCCUUGUGGAUUUGUGUAACUCUAUAAGAACUGCAUUCUCCUUCAAUAAUAACGGCGACAUGAGUUUGGACUUUUGAACCAUACACAAACAUUAUAACAUUUAUGUUCAGUAGAUUCAUCAUGUUUGUUCUUAUAUCAUUAAGACUAGCCUGAGAGAGAGAGAGAGAGAGGAGAGAGAGAGCAGAGAGAGAGAGAGAGAGAUAGAGAGAGAGAGAUAGAUAUAUAGAGAUAGAUAUAGAGAGAUCUAGAGAGAGAUAGCGCCGAGAGAGAAGCGAGAGAGAGAGAGAGUAGAGAGAGUAUAUAGUACGAGUGAUAUAGAGAUGUAUCUAUCUAUAUCUCUCUCUCUCUCUCUCUACGCUCGCUCGCUCGCGCGACGCCUCUACUAUCACUCGUCUCUCAUCAGAUCGAUAGACUCUCUCGCGCUCUCUUCUCUCUAUCUCUCUCUCUCCUCUUCCUCUCUCUCUCUCUCUCUCUCUCUCUCUCUAUCUCUCUCUCUCUCGCUCUCUCUCUCUCUCUCUUCUCUCUUCUCGCUCCCUCCUCUGCUCUCUCUCCCUCUCUCUCUCUCUCUCUCUCUCUCUUCUCUCUCUCCUCUAUCUCUCCCUACACUAUAUAGAUCGAUAGAUAGAUCAGCGCUACCUACAUAGCGACAGACAGACAGACAUCCCGACCUACAGCCAGACAUACAACGCCAUACAGCCAGAAAGACCGACAUACAUGAUAGGGAAAUGGGUUAAUUGUGUUGUGGAGAGUGGAGAACAGUCAUGGGGUGUCAGUGGAGGACAAGGUGUGGAUGACUAUGAUUGACGGGGAGGGAUUGGGGUGGGCGCCGUCUCCUCUGCACUAUACAGACUACAGAGACACAGACAGACAUGUAACAUACAAGAUAUACAUACAGACAGAGCAUACAGACAUACAGACCAAUCUACAAUGCCACAUCAUACCUAUAUACCUAUGCCUCACACUACCUAUCUCUAGCUAGCUCCCCUUUCUCUUAUUGGGCGUAGAGAGAGAUAGAAGGUGCGCGUAGUCUGUGUAUAGGCAGAGGUGGCACUGCAUACAGUGGGGGAAAAAAGUAUUUAGUCAGCCACCAAUUGUGCAAGUUCUCCCACUUAAAAAGAUGAGAGAGGCCUGUAAUUUUCAUCAUAGGUACACGUCAACUAUGACAGACAAAUUGAGAUUUUUUUUCUCCAGAAAAUGACAUUGUUGGAUUUUUAAUGAUUUUAUUUGCAAAUUAUGGUGGAAAAUAAGUAUUUGGUCACCUACAAAAAAGCAAGAUUUCUGGCUCUCACAGACCUGUAACUUAUUCUUUAAGAGGCUCCUCUGUCCUCCACUCGUUACCCGUAUUAAUGGCACCUGUUUGAACUUGUUAUCAGUAUAAAAGACACCUGUCCACAACCUCAAACAGUCACACUCCAAACUCCACUAUUGCCAAGACCAAAGAGCUGUCAAAGGACACCAGAAACAAAAUUGUAGACCUGCACCAGGCUGGGAAGACUGAAUCUGCAAUAGGUAAGCAGCUUGGUUUGAAGAAAUCAACUGUGGGAGCAAUUAUUAGGAAAUGGAAGACAUACAAGACCACUGAUAAUCUCCCUCGAUCUGGGGCUCCACGCAGAUCUCACCCCGUGGGGUCAAAAUGAUCACAAGAACGGUGAGCAAAAAUCCCAGAACCACACGGGGGGACCUAGUGAAUGACCUGCAGAGAGCUGGGACCAAAGUAACAAAGCCUACCAUCAGUAACACACUACACCGCCAGGGACUCAAAUCCUGCAGUGCCAGAUGUGUACCCCUGCUUAAGCCAGUACAUGUCCAGGCCCGUCUGACGUUUGCUAGAGUACAUUUGGAUGAUCCAGAAGAGGAUUGGGAGAAUGUCAUAUGGUCAGAUGAAACCAAAAUAUAACUUUUUGGUAAAAAACUCAACUCGUUGUGUUUGGAGGACAAAGAAUGCUGAGUUGCAUCCAAAGAACACCAUACCUACUGUGAAGCAUGGGGGUGGAAACAUCAUGCGUUGGGGCUGUUUUUCUGCAAAGGGACCAGGACGACUGAUCCGUGUAAAGGAAAGAAUGAAUGGGGCCAUGUAUUGUGAGAUUUUGAGUGAAAACCUCCUUCCAUCAGCAAGGGCAUUGAAGAUGAAACGUGGCUGGGUCUUUCAGCAUGACAAUGAUCCCAAACACACCGCCCGGGCAACGAAGGAGUGGCUUCGUAAGAAGCAUUUCAAGGUCCUGGAGUGGCCUAGCCAGUCUCCAGAUCUCAACCCCAUAGAAAAUCUUUGGUGGGAGUUGAAAGUCUGUGUUGCCCAGCGACAGCCCCAAAACAUCACUGCUCUGCAUGGAGGAAUGGGCCAAAAUACCAGCAACAGUGUGUGAAAACCUUGUGAAGACUUACAGAAAACGUUUGACCUGUGUCAUUGCCAACAAAGGGUAUAUAACAAAGUAUUGAGAAACUUUUGUUAUUGACCAAAUACUUAUUUUCCACCAUAAUUUGCAAAUCAAUUCAUUAAAAAUCCUACAAUGUGAUUUUCUGGAUUUUUUUUCCUCAUUUUGUCUGUCAUAGUUGACGUGUACCUAUGAUGAAAAUUACAGGCCUCUCUCAUCUUUUUAAGUGGGAGAACUUGCACAAUUGGUGGCUGACUAAAGACUUUUUUUCCCCACUGUAUGUGGUCUAAAAAGGAAGGAAAAUACAAUCACGAGGUUCCACUUUUAUAGACAAUAUACCGACACGCAUUGUACAAACAGAACAACUGUCGCAAUAUCAACCACAAUUACAUGGUCUAUUAGCCUACUGAACUUGUUGUUGAAAAAAAAUAUUUGAAUGGGAACAGACUCACUGGCAAACAUGGCUACAGACCCAACAACAUUUAUAUAGUAUCCCGUCCUCAUGGUUACAGACCCAACAACAUUUAUAUAGUAUCCCUUCCUCAUGGUUACAGACCCAACAACAUUAUAUAGUAUCCCGUCCUCAUGGUUACAGACCCAACAACAUUAUAUAGUAUCCCCUCCUCAUGGUUACAGACCCAACAACAUUAUAUAGUAUCCCCUCCUCAUGGUUACAGACCCAACAGCAUUAUAUAGUAUCCCGUCCUCAUGGUUACAGACCCAACAACAUUAUAUAGUAUCCCCUCCUCAUGGUUACAGACCCAACAACAUUAUAUAGUAUCCCAUCCUCAUGGUUACAGACCCAACAACAUUAUAUAGUAUCCCCUCCUCAUGGUUACAGACCCAACAGCAUUAUAUAGUAUCCCCUCCUCGUGGUUACAGACCCAACAACAUUAUAUAGUAUCCCCUCCUCAUGGUUACAGACCCAACAACAUUAUAUAGUAUCCCCUCCUCAUGGUUACAGACCCAACAACAUUAUAUAGUAUCCCCUCCUCGUGGUUACAGACCCAACAACAUUAUAUAGUAUCCCGUCCUCAUGGUUACAGACCCAACAACAUUAUAUAGUAUCCCGUCCUCAUGGUUACAGACCCAACAACAUUAUAUAGUAUCCCAUCCUCAUGGUUACAGACCCAACAGCAUUAUAUAGUAUCCCCUCCUCAUGGUUACAGACCCAACAACAUUAUAUAGUAUCCCGUCCUCAUGGUUACAGACCCAACAACAUUAUAUAGUAUCCCGUCCUCAUGGUUACAGACCCAACAGCAUUAUAUAGUAUCCCCUCCUCAUGGUUACAGACCCAACAACAUUAUAUAGUAUCCCCUCCUCAUGGUGACAGACCCAACAGCAUUAUAUAGUAUCCCGUCCUCAUGGUUACAGACCCAACAACAUUAUAUAGUAUCCCAUCCUCAUGGUUACAGACCCAACAACAUUAUAUAGUAUCCCCUCCUGAUGGUUACAGACCCAACAACAUUAUAUAGUAUCCCCUCCUCAUGGUUACAGACCCAACAACAUUAUAUAGUAUCCCGUCCUCAUGGUUACAGACCCAACAACAUUAUAUAGUAUCCCCUCCUCGUGGUUACAGACCCAACAACAUUAUAUAGUAUCCCCUCCUCAUGGUUACAGACCCAACAGCAUUAUAUAGUAUCCCCUCCUCAUGGUUACAGACCCAACAACAUUAUAUAGUAUCCCAUCCUCAUGGUUACAGACCCAACAACAUUAUAUAGUAUCCCGUCCUCAUGGUUACAGACCCAACAACAUUAUAUAGUAUCCCGUCCUCAUGGUUACAGACCCAACAACAUUAUAUAGUAUCCCCUCCUCAUGGUGACAGACCCAACAGCAUUAUAUAGUAUCCCGUCCUCAUGGUUACAGACCCAACAACAUUAUAUAGUAUCCCCUCCUCAUGGUUACAGACCCAACAACAUUAUAUAGUAUCCCGUCCUCAUGGUUACAGACCCAACAGCAUUAUAUAGUAUCCCCUCCUCAUGGUUACAGACCCAACAACAUUAUAUAGUAUCCCGUCCUCAUGGUUACAGACCCAACAACAUUAUAUAGUAUCCCGUCCUCAUGGUUACAGACCCAACAACAUUAUAUAGUAUCCCGUCCUCAUGGUUACAGACCCAACAACAUUAUAUAGUAUCCCCUCCUCAUGGUUACAGACCCAACAACAUUAUAUAGUAUCCCGUCCUCAUGGUUACAGACCCAACAACAUUAUAUAGUAUCCCGUCCUCAUGGUUACAGAUCCAACAACAUUAUAUAGUAUCCCGUCCUCACGAAGAAAAGCAUGAGCUAAGUAUAAUACGUAAGCAAAACAAUGAAAUGCAUCAUUCCAACAUUACCUAAAACGAUGAAUAAGAUACUAAUGAAAUGGACCUAUAUAAGCAAUAUAACAAUUGAGAUGUACAGACUAUGGCAUAAGGGAACGAUGAGUUGAUAAGAGGCAAGCCGUAAUUCCGAUGAAGACAUUGAGCGAGCUAAGACGACGGACUUAGUCAAUUAUAACUAUUUGUUCAGCACUUUUGAAAUGUACAGCGACAGAAUUCAGAACACGGGCCGUUCUUACAGUGUUCUCCCUGUACACCAAGUCAGAACCGUAGGAUAAAUAAAGGGGGCAUAUAAGCAGACAAUGAAAGCUCUUACAAUAUUAGAUGAUUACAUUUCUCUAAAACAGGCUAUAGGCUACAUGUGCACCACCAAGUCAGAACAGUAGGCUAAGUUAUGAGGGGAAAGGGACCAAAUGAUUAGGGUGAGGCACAUGGGCUACUAACAGCUUACUACACAACAUACACUUAGUAUUACUUUCUUAGCUUCAGUAUACAUAUGGCAUAUUACAUCAUUUAUGCAGCAGCAUACAAUACAUUUUUUGGACUGUGCUCACUUGAACAGGAAGGUGGCGCGGUGGUCCUUCUUGUGAGCAGGUUUUCUGUGUGUGUGUGUGUGUGUGUGUGUGUGUGUGUGUGUGUCUUUAUCCUGUUUAACUUGGAAAAGUGGCCACACACCUCUCCAAAGUGUGCACAGCUCCAAAGUCAUUUCAAUGCACUUUUAUGACUCAAAGAAGAGUCUUUAACUAUAAGGUGCUUUUUUUUUUUUUUUUAGCUCUCCUAGCUGUGAAGCACGCUGGUAGUUGUUUUGGUUGGAACACAACCCUGCAUCCCCCGCCUUUACACAAUUACUGUUGUUUUCCAAAAUCCAAAAGCGGUCAGUUUACAAAUCUCAAUCUGGGUCAGGUGGGCAUAAUCUGAAAGCAUGUUCUAUUGCCGACAUGCCUAGCUAAAGCUGUGAAAGCGCAGAUCCUGAGCUUUGACAGCAUGUAUAGCAUGUUAUUGUACAGCCAAUGUGUUCCAAUUUAGGCGCUUAUCAGUGUCCCAGCCAUUUUCAACCCAUAUACUGGUACAAGUGUAAAGGCCUACAGAAUACUCUCUGCAUCUUCUUCUCUGUAUAACCCACUCGGAUUCAUUCUUAAAUGUCCCGUUAAGUCCUUUUGACUAUGUUACUGAUGUCUCUUUCCGUCUCUCUCCAUCUUUCUAUCUCUCCAUCUGUCUCUUUCUCCGUAGCGUUCCAGGAGCGUCCGGAGCUCCCUCCCACCCAGGCCCAGGCCACAGCUCGCUGCAUCCCUCCAGAACAGUACUCCUACACAGCCUCCAUCCUCAGGCUGCUCCGAAACAAACCCUUCCUCCUCCUCAUCCUCACAUACGGUCAGUACCUAACUAGUAUCACUACUGAGCUGAGCUGAGCUGAGCUGAGCUGAGCUGUCCAGGGCUGUCCUGGUUAUGCAUUCAUCAUAGUUUUGGAACCGUGCUGUAGGACAAUGUGAAAAGAUAAUACCCGAGGCAGCACAGUACGGUUCAGGUAGGCAUGCUAGAUAAUACCCGAGGCAGCACAGUACGGUUCAGGUAGGCAUGCUAGAUAAUACCCGAGGCAGCACAGUACGGUUCAGGUAGGCAUGCUAGAUAAUACCCGAGGCAGCACAGUACGGUUCAGGUAGGCAUGCUAGAUAAUACCCGACAACACGACCUAGGCAGCAAGUAACAGGUUACGUUCAGGUAGCAUGCUAGAUAAUACCCGAGGCAGCAGCACGGUUCAGGUAGGCAUGCUAGAUAAUACCCGAGGCAGCACAGUACGGUUCAGGUAGGCAUGCUAGAUAAUACCCGAGGCAGCACAGUACGGUUCAGGUAGGCACGCUAGAUAAUACCCGAGGCAGCACAGUACGGUUCAGGUAGGCACGCUAGAUAAUACCCGAGGCAGCACAGUACGGUUCAGGUAGGCAUGCUAGAUAAUACCCGAGGCAGCACAGCACGGUUCAGGUAGGCAGCUAGAUAAAAACCCGAGGCAGCACAGACGGUUCAGGUAGGCAUGCUAGAUAUACCCGAGCAGCACAGCAGGGGUUCAGGUAGGCAUGCUAGAUAAUACCCGAGGCAGCACAGCACGGUUCAGGUAGGCAUGCUAGAUAAUACCCGAGCACACAGUACGGUUCAGGUAGGCAUGCUAGAUAAUACCCGAGGCAGCACAGUACGGUUCAGGUAGGCAUGGCAGAUAAUACCCGAGGCAGCACAGUACGGUUCAGGUAGGCAUGCUAGAUAAUACCCGAGGCAGCACAGCACGGUUCAGGUAGGCAUGCUAGAUAAUACCCGAGGCAGCACAGCACGGUUCAGGUAGGCAUGCUAGAUAAUACCCGAGGCAGCACAGCACGGUUCAGGUAGGCAUGCUAGAUAAUACCCGAGGCAGCACAGUACGGUUCAGGUAGGCAUGCUGGAUAAUACCCGAGGCAGCACAGUACGGUUCAGGUAGGCAUGCUAGAUAAUACCCGAGGCAGCACAGUACGGUUCAGGUAGGCAUGCUAGAUAAUACCCGAGGCAGCACAGUACGGUUCAGGUAGGCAUGCUAGAUAAUACCGAGGCAGCACAGUACGGUUCAGGUAGCAUGCUAGAUAAUACCCGAGGCAGCACAGUACGGGUUCAGGGUAGGCAUGCUAGAUAAUAACCCGAGGCAGCACAGCACGGGUCAGGUAGCAUGCUAGAUAAUACCCGAGGCAGCACAGUACGGUUCAGGUAGGCAUGCUAGAUAAUACCCGAGGCAGCACAGUACGGUUCAGGUAGGCAUGCUAGAUAAUACCCGAGGCAGCACAGCAGUUGUGAAAACUGUCUGCCAGUGUUUUGCCUAUUCCACCUGACCUACAGUUACCCAGUACAUUUACAUUACAUUUUAGUCAUUUAGCAGACGCUCUUCUCCAGAGCAACUUACAGGAGCAAUUAGGGUUAAGUGCCUUGCUCAAGGGCACAUCGGCAGAUUAUUCACCUAGUUGGCUCAGGGAUUUGCUAGGCUACCUGGUUGGCUCAGGGAUUCGCUAGGCUACCUUUUGGUUAGCGGCCCAACACGUUUAGCCGCUAGGCUACCUUUUGGUUACCGGCCCAACACGUUUUUAACCGCUUAGGGAUACCUUUUGGUUACCGGCCCAACAUCGUUUUUUUAACCGCAGGCUACCUUUUGGUUUACCGGCCCAACACGUUUAACCGCUAG
Coregonus sp. 'balchen' is the source of this 27603-nucleotide messenger RNA. Lineage: Eukaryota; Metazoa; Chordata; Actinopteri; Salmoniformes; Salmonidae. The record is from the annotation of a GenBank genome assembly.